AUGUCUCAACGUCUCAUCAUGUCUCAAGAGUCCGCCAAACCUACAAAGCUCACCGUACCCUUAAAGUCCGCCAUGCGUAAAACUUCGCCUGUGCCCGAAAAGCCUGCCAUAUCCAAUGAGCUAAGCCUGCGUAGAAAUUCCACCACGUCUAAACAACUAAAUAAGUCUGCAAAACCUGCCAUGCGUAUAAAUUCACCUAUACCCGAAAAGUCCGCCAUAUCCAACCAGUCACCCAUAAGUAGAGGUUCGGCUACAUCUAAACAGCCGGCUGGGCCUAAAAAGCCCGCCACACCGAUAGCUUCACCCUCCCCAGUAUUUAGAAGGUCCGAAAUGCCUAGAAAGCCCCCCGUACCUAAGCAGGUUCGGAAGAGGCGGGUAGCAUUUGCCCCAGACACUGCUUUUGAACCAGGACGUCGGGUCAAUGAGUUCUGGAGGUUUGGGGCGCUAUACAAAGCGGGGAAGCAUGCAAAUGUCAUGAGUGGGGGAUGGCUCGAUACUAGUUUCAAGUCAGACCUUCUGGAGGCGAUGCUAAAUCUCAAGGUCUACGCAACAUAUACUGUCGACAGCAGGACUGAAUUCACCGACAUCCACGAUGAAUUUGUAACGUAUAUGAAGGAAGGCAAGCCAAUUUCUCCGGGAAAACGCAGCACACUUCGAGACCACGAACUCUGCCUCGAGGUGAUGGAUGAUUAUGCAGAGUAUCUCGAACGCUGUAAUGCGAAUGGUUCGACCUUGGCUAGAGAUGAGCUAGCAGCGGCGAAAGUCUUGGUUGUCUACCGGGGCCAAAACGGCGGACUCCUUGGCUUCCAGUUCCUCAAAGACACGUGGGACGAUGCGGAGGCUGCGGAGUACUUGGAUCAGUUGAAAGAUGAGAUCCCUCCAGAUAAUCAAGGUGGAUCCUCGGAAAAUAUCCUUGACGAGAUGCGGAAACGGUAG
Bipolaris oryzae ATCC 44560 is the source of this 936-nucleotide messenger RNA. RefSeq lists its product as uncharacterized. The record is from RefSeq and is a predicted model, not a curated record. Lineage: Eukaryota; Fungi; Ascomycota; Dothideomycetes; Pleosporales; Pleosporaceae. The coding region runs from base 1 to 936 and encodes 311 amino acids. The transcript has a single exon.